This is a messenger RNA of Lineus longissimus, 780 nucleotides long. Its product is annotated as glutamate receptor 3-like. NCBI's taxonomy places the organism in Eukaryota, Metazoa, Nemertea, Pilidiophora, Heteronemertea, Lineidae. Gene Ontology annotation, cellular component: plasma membrane; postsynaptic density membrane. Bases 1 to 780 code for a protein of 259 amino acids. The record is from RefSeq and is a predicted model, not a curated record. Gene Ontology annotation, molecular function: transmitter-gated monoatomic ion channel activity involved in regulation of postsynaptic membrane potential; glutamate receptor activity. The transcript has 5 exons. Gene Ontology annotation, biological process: synaptic transmission, glutamatergic; monoatomic ion transport; modulation of chemical synaptic transmission.
AUGUGGCAGCAAGGACAAAGCGAGAUGCCCCGGGCAAUGAGUGGGCGGUUUUUGUUAUUGGUGUGGUGGACAUUCGUGGUAGUGAUAUUGGCGACCUACUCUGGCAACCUCAUCGCCUUCUUGACCGUCACCAAGGUUACAUUACCGAUCUCGACCCUAGGUGACCUACCUGCGCAGGAUGACUUGAAAUUUGGAACUGUCUUUGGAAGUGCUUUAUGGAACUUACUAGAGAUUUCAAGUACUGGCGCACCACGGAGGGUCUGGGAAGCAAUGGACAAAACAGACCAACCCAAUACAUACGGAGCCGGCAAGGAUCGAGUAUUAAAAGGUGAUUUCGCACUUAUCUGUGAACGAUCCUUCUAUGAAGACGAGGCUGCUAACAACUGCGACCUAACCAAAGUACCAAAGCAGGAAUUCUUCUUCGGUAGUUAUGGCAUUGGUGUGCAAAAGGGAUCGCCACUGAAGGACAUGAUUUCUGAACAAAUCCUCCUCAUGAGUGAGUCGGGCCUUCUCAAUAAGCUCAGCAACGACUGGAUCCCGCGACAGGAGUGCGCCGGUCUGACCUACACAUCAUCCAAACCUGCCAGCCUCGAAGAUGCGCAGGGAGCAUUCAUAGUGUUGGGCUUCGGGCUUGGAUUCGGCAUAAUUGCCAUGAUAGCGGAGAUUAUCCAUUUCCACUGCAUCAAGGAUAAGAUCAAGGGCAAGAAAUUUGGUCCGUUUGUUUUUGGAAGCGAGACGAGUGUUAGGAGCAACAAGGUUGCACCCUUCACUGAUAACUGA